Taeniopygia guttata (zebra finch) is the source of this 4542-nucleotide messenger RNA. RefSeq names its product netrin 1 (gene NTN1). Gene Ontology annotation, molecular function: protein binding. Gene Ontology annotation, biological process: dendrite development; tissue development; animal organ morphogenesis. Gene Ontology annotation, cellular component: basement membrane. Lineage: Eukaryota; Metazoa; Chordata; Aves; Passeriformes; Estrildidae. The record is from RefSeq and is a predicted model, not a curated record.
UCGCGGUCUCCCCUUUCUCCGCGGGGCUGGCCGCGGGGCGGGCGAUGCUCCGGGCUCCCUGAGCCGCCGCACCGCGUCCCCGGCCGAGGUGCCCCGCGGAGCGGCGCGGUCGAGCGGCGGCUCCCCGGUCUGCCCCGUGUCCCCAGGCCGCGCGGAGGUCGCGCAGGAUGGCGCGGAGGGGAGCGGAGGCGCCGCUGGCCCUGCUGCUGGCGGCGGCGUGGCUGGCGCAGCCCCUGCGCGGCGGCUACCACGGCGUGAACAUGUUCGCCGUGCAGAGCGCCCAGCCCGACCCCUGCUACGACGAGCACGGGCUGCCCCGCCGCUGCAUCCCCGACUUCGUCAACUCGGCCUUCGGGAAGGAGGUGAAGGUGUCCAGCACCUGCGGGAAGCCGCCGUCGCGGUACUGCGUGGUGACGGAGAAGGGCGAGGAGCAGGUCCGCACCUGCCACCUCUGCAACGCCUCCGACCCCAAGCGCGCCCACCCGCCCUCCUUCCUCACCGACCUCAACAACCCGCACAACCUGACCUGCUGGCAGUCCGACAGCUACGUCCAGUACCCCCACAACGUCACCCUCACCCUGUCCCUCGGCAAGAAAUUCGAGGUGACCUACGUCAGCCUGCAGUUCUGCUCGCCGCGCCCCGAGUCCAUGGCCAUCCACAAGUCCAUGGACUACGGCAAGACCUGGGUGCCUUUCCAGUUCUACUCCACGCAGUGCCGCAAGAUGUACAACAAGCCGAGCCGCGCCGCCAUCACGAAGCAGAACGAGCAGGAGGCGGUGUGCACCGACUCGCACACCGACGUGCGGCCCCUCUCCGGCGGCCUCAUCGCCUUCAGCACCCUGGACGGCCGCCCCACCGCCCACGACUUCGACAACUCGCCCGUGCUGCAGGACUGGGUGACGGCCACCGACAUCAGGGUGACCUUCAGCCGCCUGCACACCUUCGGCGACGAGAGCGAGGACGACUCCGAGCUGGCCCGCGACUCCUACUUCUACGCCGUGUCCGACCUGCAGGUCGGCGGGCGCUGCAAGUGCAACGGGCACGCGUCGCGCUGCGUCCGGGACCGCGACGACAGCUUGGUGUGCGACUGCAAGCACAACACGGCCGGGCCCGAGUGCGACCGCUGCAAGCCCUUCCACUACGACCGGCCCUGGCAGCGAGCGACGGCCCGGGAGGCCAACGAGUGCGUGGCCUGCAACUGCAACCUGCACGCGCGGCGCUGCCGCUUCAACAUGGAGCUGUUCAAGCUGUCGGGGCGCAAGAGCGGCGGCGUGUGCCUCAACUGCCGGCACAACACGGCGGGCAGGCACUGCCACUACUGCAAGGAGGGCUUCUACCGCGACCUCAGCAAGCCCAUCUCCCACCGCAAGGCCUGCAAAGAGUGUGACUGUCACCCCGUGGGCGCCGCCGGCCAGACCUGCAACCAGACCACGGGCCAGUGUCCCUGCAAGGACGGCGUCACCGGCAUCACCUGCAACCGCUGCGCCAAGGGCUACCAGCAGAGCCGCUCGCCCAUCGCCCCCUGCAUAAAGAUCCCGGCUGCUCCACCCACCACGGCCGCCAGCAGCGCCGAGGAGCCCGCAGAUUGUGACUCGUACUGCAAAGCCUCCAAGGGGAAGCUGAAGAUCAACAUGAAGAAGUACUGUAAGAAAGACUAUGCUGUCCAGAUCCACAUCCUGAAAGCAGAAAAGAACGCGGACUGGUGGAAGUUCACGGUGAACAUCAUCUCCGUCUACAAACAAGGCAGCAACCGCAUCCGGCGCGGAGACCAGACCCUGUGGAUCCACUCCAAGGACAUCGCCUGCAAGUGCCCCAAAAUCAAGCCCAUGAAGAAGUAUUUGCUGCUGGGCAACAACGAGGACUCUCCCGACCAGAGCGGCAUCAUUGCGGACAAAAGCAGCCUGGUGAUCCAGUGGCGGGACACGUGGGCCCGGCGGCUGCGGAAGUUCCAGCAGCGCGAGAAGAAGGGCAAGUGUAAGAAAGCCUAAAGGAGGAGGAGAGGCAGGGACUGACUGUGCAUGCUGCUUUGUGUAGAGCUGGGGCGGGCAGGGACCGGCUGCCAGGGCGGGCUGGGGGUACGGGGGGCAGCGACCACGGCUGGGGGGUGCUGGGCUUGCACCUCGUAUUCCAGGGAAGACAAAACCCAACAGGACCCAACAGAACCCAACAGGACCCAACAGAACCCAACAAGAUCCAACAGAACCCAACAGCACCCAACAACACCCAACGGCACCCAACAGAACCCAACAGGACCCAACAGAACCCAACAGAACCCAAUGGGACCCAACAGGACCCAACAGAACCCAACAGAACCCAAUGGGACCCAACAGGACCCAACAGAACCCAACAGGACCCAAGAGCACCCAACAGAACCCAACAGGACCCAACAGAACCCAACAGAGCCCAAUGGGACCCAACAGAACCCAACAGGACCCAACAGGACCCAACAGAACCCAACAGAACCAAACAACACCCAACGGCACCCAACAGAACCCAACAGAACCCAACGGCACCCAACAGGACCCAACAGAACCAAACAACACCCAACAGGACCCAACAGGACCCAACAGGACCCAACAGGACCCAACAAAACCCAACAGGACCCAAUAAAACCUUACAGGACCCAACAGGACCCAACAGAACCCAACAAAAACCCGACUGCACACACAGAGACACCCAAGAGCAGGGUGCGGGUGUGCAGCACCCGGGGCCCCCCAGCUCCCUCCUGCCCUGUUGCUGAAGAACUCAGAGACACCAAACUGCCUUCCAGCUGCCAACAUCUGCUGCCUCCAAAGCACGGCAUGGGCACAUCCACCCUGUAAGAAACUAAUCAACAGCACCGCUGGAAAUUAACCCCCAUCCCCAAAACACGUAUCUGCAACUUAGGCUGACUGAGACAGUUCUUGUAGAGGAAACUAAACCGAGACUUUUGCUGAGGACAGAGCCGAGGGUCGGCGGACAGGGUCUUGGAGGGCUUUGGUAUCUAACAGCCGUGGCCACCAUCUGGUGGUGCCCGGGGCGGCCGAGGUCUCCAGCCGUGAUGGUGCUCUGGGUCCACUUCAGGCACAGCCAAGAGGGGAUAACGGUGGUGGGUGACUUCCUGCUGUGCAUAACUCUGGGAAUGGCUCCGUGCUCAGCCCCGGACCCUGAGGGUGCUGCCCCACCACACUGAAGGAGUUUGAGCCCACAGGGUGCCCUGUCCCCCUCCAGCCACCCAUUUACAGGCAAGGAGUCAAUAACCAGGAAUCCCAAGGAAACACCCAGACCUGACAAAAAAUGAGCUGGCAUCCAGUUCCCAUGAAGUGCCCUGGAAAAUCCUGCCAGUCUCAGUCCCUGAAUCUCCACUGUGGCCAGCCCUGAACCCCCUCCAUGGGCUCAGUCCCCUCUGCUGCUGUCAGCACCCCAGGAACCCUCUGAUGGUAGGAAAUCCCUGCAGGUGACACCAGGUCCUGGCUGCUCGCUGGUUUCACUCCUAGACUCGGGCAGCUCUCCCAAACCCACGGCAGCGCUGCCCUCGCUCCCUCUGGAGCUGCAGCCCCCCAAUAUCCCUGUGAAAGUCUUGGAGACAAAGGGGGGAGCAGAGGGUGCCAGGGACUGUCCCCAAGGGCAGUGGGGCCAGGGCAGAGAUCUGAGGCUUGGCCGGGCUAGACCCCACACAGGGAAGGGGUCUCAGCCAGGAGCAAGGCGUGACCCACCUGGAGCUCUCCUCCUCCUGCUGGGGGGGCAAACAGCCGAUUUAAAAUUCCCAAUUUCCAGCCAUGAACGCACUGAGCACCUCGGACUGGAGCAUCCUCCCCUGGGGCACCCUGCGGGCAGGACUGGCUGGGAGCUGUGACCCUGUGCCAGGCUGCUCCCCUGCCACAGCAGCCCACAGGGAACGGGGGCAUCCAGUCCCACCUCAUGCAGGGGGACGGGAGCAGCUGGGCAGGGAGGCAGGAGGGCAGCACGGUACCUGCAGGAGAAGCAAACAUGAGUCGCUAUGAAAAGCAAAACCUCCCUGCUAUUUUUCCUUUUAGGAAACUUGGAAACAUCUCUUUUAUGACAUUUUCCAGUGGUUUUGCCUUGUUUUAUAGCAAUUGACAAUAUUUAUAUAAUGACAUAAACCACCAUAAAGCAGGGCAGCCAUGUAAAUAGGUGCAAAGAGGAGGCUGCUCGAGACACCACCCGGAGGGACCCAGCUCUGCUGAGCUUCCCCUGCCACCACAAAACCCCCACAAUAAAUCUGGGUAUAAGGAGAAAAAUCCCACCCUGGACAUCAAGCAUCUCCCUCCACCAAGUCUGUGUGUUCUCCCCUUCCCAAAGUGGACUUGGUUUUCCUUAUCUCGGAGCUCAAGGAGAGCUGAGGGUUUUGCAGCCAAGGGAACUGAAGCCUUGGUUCUGAGGGAUAAAAUCUCACCUCAAGUGUCUAAACGGAGGCUUAAAGCCCCAAAACAGGGCUUGGAUGCUGCAGCCACCAUCAGCUGCUGCCAGGGGACCUCAAAGCUGGGGACAGCACAUCCCCAGGUAGCCAGGAUGCCCCCGGCCUUCAAAUGGUGCCUCAAA